Lycium ferocissimum is the source of this 1440-nucleotide messenger RNA. Its product is annotated as transcription elongation factor TFIIS-like. The coding region runs from base 220 to 1149 and encodes 309 amino acids. The transcript has a single exon. Gene Ontology annotation, molecular function: zinc ion binding; nucleic acid binding. NCBI's taxonomy places the organism in Eukaryota, Viridiplantae, Streptophyta, Magnoliopsida, Solanales, Solanaceae. Gene Ontology annotation, biological process: transcription elongation by RNA polymerase II; DNA-templated transcription. Gene Ontology annotation, cellular component: nucleus. The record is from RefSeq and is a predicted model, not a curated record.
AUAAUCUUUGCUUGUCAGUUAGAAAAUUGAGUCAUGAUUAUCCACUUAAAUAUGUUCAGUUUCUCCGAAGGGUUUUGGGACAUCUGCUGAUAAACAUUUCAUGAUGAUGGCACAAUUGGUAUUGUUUUAUGUCAUGCUUAUUCCUCAUGUGACAGCCUGUAUCACUUGAUGCUAGUGAGAGGCAGAUAAUCCCUUUUCUGUAUUUGACAUUAUGGAAACAUGUUUCAGGUGGGAAAACGUCUUCGACAAUUGGCAAAACAUCCGAGGGAGAAGAUCCAGGCGUUGGCAUCUGAUGUGGUUCAGAACUGGAAGAAUAUAAUUGUAAAAGAAACUCUGAAAAAUAAGAACAGCUAUGGAGUGAACGGGGAAUCUGUAAAAGAUGAAUGUGCCGGUUCUACUGCUAAUGGAGCCACUAAAUCUCAAAGAGCGGAGUCGGUCAAGGUUGAAAAGGUGUCUAGGUUUGAUAAUGUAAAAGUUGAGAGAACGACUUCAAAAUCUGAGAAAGUAGUAAAGUCAGAAAGUUCCUUUGCUGAGAAAAAGGUUGAGCGUGUUAGUGUUGCGAAGAGUGAAAAGAGUAAUUCUACUGUGGCAAGUGCUGCUCCGCCGAAGUUGGGCGCUCUAAUUUAUUGCAAGGAUUCUGUGAGGGACAAAGUCCGGGAAAUCCUUGCAGAAGCUUUAUGCAAAGUCGCAGGUGAAGUUGAUGAGGAUUUGAGGGAUGAGGUUAAUUUAUGUGAUCCAUAUAGAGUUGCAGUUCUGGUAGAAACUGCAAUGUUUGAGAAGUGGGGUAGAUCUAAUGGUGCCCAGAAGUUCAAGUAUAGGUCUAUAAUGUUUAACAUUAAGGAUCAAAACAAUCAAGAUUUCCGGAGAAAAGUCCUUCUUGGGAAGUUUCCUCUUCAUCGUAUAACUGAACUGACACCAGAAGAAAUGGCAAGCGAGGAAAGGCAAAAGCAGAAUGAGAAAAUUAAAGAAAAAGCGUUAUUCAAUAGCGAACGUGGACUUCCUGCACAGGCUAGUACUGAUAAGUUCAAGUGUGGUAGGUGUAGAAAGAAUCAAUGCACCUACUAUCAGAUGCAAACGCGGAGUGCAGAUGAACCUAUGACCACUUACGUGACAUGUGUGAACUGCCAAAAUCGUUGGAAGUUCUGUUAAAUUCGAGCCAGUGUGUCCAUGUAUCACUUACUGGCAUUACAUUGUGAGCUUCAUAGAUAGGUACCUUCUCUUAACCAUGAUGUAGUUCGUAGUUCAUUUUUUCAUUUUCUCCGUGGAGGCGAUCUCAAUAUGCACGCAUGUGAUCGCCGAGGUUUUUUAUUGCUGUGGGAUGUUAUGACAUUGUAUUUUUCUCAUUCCUAGGAUAAAAAAAUUUGCUCGACAGAAAAUGCAGUUGUAUUGGAAAGAAACAGAAAAAAUAUUAGAUGCAGUUGUGAGCAACUAUUCACUGUU